AUGUUCACUAAGCAAACUCUUCUCGCGUUCGUCGGGGCCCUGGCCCUGGCCACGGCCAAGACUACCACUGUGCAGAGCCCAACUCAGGAUGAGGUCGAGGCGGCCCGUGCUACAGCCCGGCCUUACUCUCCUGUGUCAAAUGUGAAGGGUUUGGCUUUUGAUCGUUUCGUGAACAUCUGGCUCGAGAACACAGACUUUGAAACCGCUGCUAUGGACGAGAACCUGUCCAAGCUAGCUAAGGAGGGUAUCCUCCUGACUAAUUAUUUUGCCGUCACUCACCCCUCGGAGCCCAACUACGGUGCUUCCGCUGGAGGUGACACCUUCGGCAUGGACAAUGACAACUUCUGGCAGAUUCCAUCCAAUGUCUCAACUAUUGCCGAUUUGUUUGACACCCGGCACAUCUCUUGGGGUGAAUACCAAGAGGACAUGCCCUAUGCCGGCUAUCAGGGCAUACGGUACCCCCUCAGCGGUGCAAACCAGUAUGUGCGCAAGCACAACCCGCUGGUUCUGUUUAACUCAGUCACCGACGACGCCGUGCGUCCGCGCCAAAUCAAGAAUUUCACCACUUUCUACGAGGACGUGGCACACCACAGCCUUCCCCAGCACAUGUUCAUCACACCUAACAUGACCAACGACGCCCACGACGCCCCCAUCAGUGUGGCCGGCGACUGGGUCUCUCGUUUCCUGCCUCCCCUGCUGAAGGAUCAGAACUUCAACAAGAACAGCCUGGUGCUGGUCACCUUUGACGAGAGUGGCAACUACACCCACCCCAAUCGGGUCUACAGCUUCCUGCUUGGCGAUGCUGUCCCGAAGCACCUACGGGGCACUACCGACGACACUUUCUACACACACUACUCAAUCAUCGCCUCCCUGUCCGCUAACUGGCGUCUUCCUUCGCUUGGUCGCUGGGACUGUGGUGCCAACCUGCUGAAGUUGGUUGCCGAGAAGACCGGCUAUGUCAACUGGGAAGUUGAUACCAGCAAUGUCUUCCUCAACCAGACUUACCCUGGACCUUUGUCCAGCAAGAACUAUUCCUCCAAGUGGGCUGUUCCUGCCACCAGUGGCGACUGCACUGCUGGCCAUGGUAUUUAUAAUACUGUGAAGAAGACCUACCGCGGUCUUAAACCUACCUAUGACUACACCAGCCCUGUGCCGUAUGACAAAACCAGUGGAAACAACAUCGGCAUCACGUACCACCGUACUCUGAAGCAUGGCAAGAAGGAGACCCGUGUCACUGGGUAA
Penicillium vulpinum is the source of this 1242-nucleotide messenger RNA. RefSeq names its product putative acid phosphatase. The record is from RefSeq and is a predicted model, not a curated record. Bases 1 to 1242 code for a protein of 413 amino acids. The transcript has 3 exons. Gene Ontology annotation, molecular function: hydrolase activity, acting on ester bonds. Gene Ontology annotation, biological process: phospholipid catabolic process. Lineage: Eukaryota; Fungi; Ascomycota; Eurotiomycetes; Eurotiales; Aspergillaceae.